AUGUUUUCGCCACCCGGGAGUGACCGGCCAGGAUCAGUGCCACCGGUAAAUGGACUGCAACAGAAUCCAGCAGCUCCGAAUCACCAACCGGGAGUGAAUUUUCAUCAGCAGCAGCCACCGUCGAUCCCAAACAUGAAUCCUCCACUUCUUCAGCCCAGUGGUGCACAAGCUGCCUCCCACGUACCACAGGCACAGCAACAGCAGUCGCAGCAAAAUUAUUCGUCGGUCGAUCCGAUGAUGCUGCACUUCUUCCAGCAGAUGCAACAGCAAAUAAAUCUGCAAUUUCAGCAGCAGCAAGCGCUCCUCAAUCAGCAGGUGGACAUGUUCCGGUCGGCAUUGUCGGCGAUCAACAUCAACCCCAGUGGUGCACAAGCUGCCUCCCACGUACCACAGGCACAGCAACAGCAGUCGCAGCAAAAUUAUUCGUCGGUCGAUCCGAUGAUGCUGCACUUCUUCCAGCAGAUGCAACAGCAAAUAAAUCUGCAAUUUCAGCAGCAGCAAGCGCUCCUCAAUCAGCAGGUGGACAUGUUCCGGUCGGCAUUGUCGGCGAUCAACAUCAACGGAGAUCCCCCAGUAUUGGACAGCACCCAACAUGUGCCGGACAAAGUCUAA
Messenger RNA from Aedes aegypti (yellow fever mosquito), 612 nucleotides. RefSeq names its product nuclear transcription factor Y subunit beta-like. Bases 1 to 612 code for a protein of 203 amino acids. Lineage: Eukaryota; Metazoa; Arthropoda; Insecta; Diptera; Culicidae. The record is from RefSeq and is a predicted model, not a curated record. The transcript is spliced from 3 exons.